UCCCCAGCUAUUGCUACCUUCUUUUCUAGAUAAUUUUGAAUAUAAGGAGUUACUUAGACUUGUCUUGAGUUCAGCGGUGCCCUGCCCAAAUCAGAAUUCACUUUGUUUGGGUGGAAAUUCUGCAAGUAUUUCUUACUGGGGUUCUUUCUAGCAUGAUCUAGUGGUUAGAUAAUAGGAUUGUGAGUCAAAAGAUCUGGAUUCUAUUCUAAGCUCUUUCAAUGACCCACUGUAUGAUUUUAGCAAAUCACUUAAAGUGAAAUCCUAGCCCCACUGAAGUCUAUGGCAAAACUCCCAUUAACUUCAAUAGGUUCAGGAUUUUGCCCUUCACCUCUGUGUGCCAGUUUCCAUAUACCUACCUUACAGGGGUUGUGAUGCUUUAUUAAUACUUGUGAAACACUAUGAAAUCUUUGGAUGGAUGAUACUAUAGCAAAUACUAAUUUUUGAUUUGUUAUGUUAGAAAUAUUUGUAUAGGUUAUGCUCCGAGGUUAAGGGAGGAAGCUUGGGUUGCAUUGUUUCCCACCCCAUCCUGUUAACUUCAUGCAGUGAAACCUCAGGGCCAACUAUCUGAACCAGAGCAAAGUUCAACAGGGUUUGAUUUUUUUUUUUGCUAGUUCAAAAGGAACCCUCUGAUGCAGUUCAAAGAAAAGGAGUACUUGUGGCAGCGUUGUGGAAUUUAAUUCCAGGUAUUUGAUAGAAACAGUACUUCAGUGAGGGGUGGAGUAAACGAUGAGAGCACCACAUUCUAGUGCCACAGAACAGCCCCGGUUUUAUGGGAAAUAAUCAGUUUGCCUGAGAGACACCACAGAGCUCUCCAUGUGACCAGCUACAGAGCUCUCCAUGUGGCCAGGACACUUAAAGCAGUUUUUACCCCCCAGUGGUGAAGGACGCUCUGACCAAUGGAACCCCGGAUUCCCCACAACAUAACUGUAGUCCCAAACUCUGUCAUGGUACAGCCAUUACUGGACAGUCGGAUCCCCUAUGGGAGGCUGCAGCAUCCACUCACCAUCCUGCCUAUUGACCAGAUGAAGACUACUCACAUGGAGAAUGACUACACCGACAAUCCCAGCCUGGCCCAGCUGGCCACCCAGAAGCACCCCAGAGGCCACCAUGAACUCGCGCUGAUCAGCCAGCACCUGCAGAGAUGUGAGCAGGAUGUCACCCACCCCUGGAUCUCUUUCAGUGGGCGGCCCAGCUCCAUCAGUAGUAGCAGCAGCACGUCUUCUGACCAGAGGCUCUUGGAUCACAUGGCGCCGGCCCCCGUGGUGGAGCAGUCCUCCCCGAGAGCAGUUCGGAUACAGCCCAAGGUGAUUAAUUGCAAACCCAUGGAUCUGAAGGGACCCAUGUCUCAGGAGCUUGACAAGCACUUUUUACUGUGUGAAGCCUGUGGGAAAUGCAAGUGCAAGGAGUGUGCCAUGCCGAGGACUUUGCCUUCUUGCUGGGUGUGCAACCAGGAGUGUCUCUGCUCCGCACAGAACUUGGUCAAUUACUCCACGUGCAUGUGUCUGGUGAAGGGAGUCUUCUACCACUGCACUAACGAGGAUGAUGAGGGCUCCUGUGCAGACCACCCCUGCUCCUGCUCCCAUUCGAACUGCUGUGCCCGCUGGUCUUUCAUGGGUGCCCUCUCUCUGGUCCUGCCUUGCUUGCUGUGCUACCUGCCAGCCACCGGCUGCGUGAAACUAUCCCAGAGAUGCUAUGACCAAGUGAGCCGGCCCGGAUGUAGAUGUAAAAACACAAACAGUGUCAUCUGCAAGGUGGCGCUGGAUGGCAAAGCAAGCAGGCCAGAAAAGCCUUUCUGACCAUUGCAGGGGGAGGGGGGAUAUGAGAAAAGUGGAAAAAACACCAGAGGGGAGGUUAUAACCUGUGUUCUGAGGAUAACAUAUGUUAGCCUUUUGCCAUCAACAAAGAAAGCCGAAGUAACUAUUUCCAUAAACUGAAGCACUUUGGGUUAUUCAGGGUUUUGGAAUUGAUUAUCUAAAGUUAAACAGAGGGGGGGCCAAUGGAGGAGGAUUCUUAAUACUUUACAGAGCCCAGGCCAAAAACCAACACAGAUCACAGAGAACAGCUGCUUAAAAAGUCUUUUCACCAUCUGGUUCAUAGUGCUGGCUGCUCGCUGUGCCUACAUCCAGCAAGAAUAAUUAACUAUUAGCUUGACAGGCACAUCAGCAGAAGCAAUAUUCAUUUUCAUUCACAAAACAAUAGUGGAUUCAGAGUAGAGUCUGUUUUCUUCCUUUUUCAACUCUGAUGUGUUACCAGCAGCCUGUUGAAAGUAAAGGGUUAACCUUUUUCUCUCCACUUGACUAUUAAAAGGGCCAGUUGAGUACAAAGUAAAUGUUUCCCCAAAGCUUUUUCCUUCACCAUUCCAGAACAGAUUUUGAAGCAGAAAUAUCUUUUUUCAAAUCACUUUCUAUAACUAACUGUUAGGUAUAUUUCUAUUCCUACCCUACCCAUCACUUUCCCCUUUUGAUGCCGAUUUUGUUUUCUGACAGAGGUAGUGAUAUGGAAUCUCUCUCCCCCUCACUUUGCCCCAAUAAAAGGACUAUGGGCAUAAUGUGUUCUCCCCCCCACCCAUGACAAUUUCUUUUGAAAAUUUACAUUGUCAUUCUGCUAGUGAGCUUAAGUGUGUAGCCUCAGAUGUCACAUUUAGUAGAUUUUAAAAAUAUAUUAUGACAUCAAUAGUAAAACUUUUUCCAGGGGGCUUUGAAUGGAUUCGACCUCUGUAGUAUGAUUUCUUGCUCAGCAAAUGCUGAUGCAGAAGUCCCACUAAGCUGAGAAAUUUGAUUUUUGUUUCUCCCCCCCCCUUCUCAAACUGUAGUAGCAAGGUCAAGAAAAACUGAGCACAAUCCACAAGUACAAAUUUUUUAAAUGGAUAUCAAUCCAAUACCUGUUCUUCUGGAACAAGCUCUUCAGAUCUACUUUGCUGAUAAUAUUAAGGACACUUUUUUGGGGGGCAGAAUGACAUUUGCUUGAAGUAUUUUUUUCCCCUUCAUUUCUAUUGCUGCUGCUCAACUUUUGCUUUUUCUGUAUAAUAGUGUUUCUUUGUAAAGUGUAAAUAGAGAAAUUAACAAGUGUCUAUUUUAGUGUUAAUGAGUACUGGGAGAAGUCAAGGGUGCGUAUUUAUGGAACCUUGCCCUUGGUUUUCAGUAGCUGGCGAUCAUAGGCUUUGUCUAUGCACUCGUACAAGGGCCAGCUCUGCACUCCCUUAUGCUGCAGUAACCCCUUUCUUUUGACAACUGCAAGGUGCUAAACAAAAAACUUUGUCCUAACAUGCAACAAAUCAAAUAGCUAGGUACUUGUUGCAUGCUGAAAGCUGAUCUAAUCUGUGUGUGUGUGUGUGUGUGUGUGUAUAUUUUUUUUUAAAAUUAGAGGAAAUGUACUCUGUAAAUACACAGCAAUGACAGAGAAAUGUCAUCUUUAAUUAGAUAAGCAAUAGGCAAAGCUUAUGUAGCAUUUUCCAGAAAUCACAUUUGCUUGAUUGUGAUACAAUUGCUGUUUUGUUUUUUCAAAAUGUACUGAUUGGAGCUUUUUUAAAAAUUUUAUUUUUUACUUAAGAAUUCAUUUAUGAGCGGGUGACUUUUUUUUGUUAUGUUUAAUUGUAGAUAUUUAUUAAGCGGGGAAUUGUUUUUUAAAAAAACUUCCUUUUUAUAUUUAUAGCAUUAGCUGGCUUGUUUAUGGUAAAUCAUAGAAAAAGGGAUACUGCAUCUAUGUUACCAGAUCUUGAUUCCUGUAGCUUACCCUCACCAGGAAGAUACUGUGUGUGCAUUGAAGGGGUUUGUCUGUUUAAUCUUUCACAGAUCAGAGGGAAUCUUGCAAAGAAAAAAAGAAAAGAACCUCAAACUGGUUGAACUGCUGGUUGAAUGUAUAAGGCAUUGCUAUUUAAUGGAAUGAUAUAUAAUUUUCUUAAAGUACAAA
Molecule: messenger RNA, 3909 nt
Organism: Dermochelys coriacea (leatherback sea turtle)
Lineage: Eukaryota; Metazoa; Chordata; Testudines; Dermochelyidae
Gene: SPRY4
Product: sprouty RTK signaling antagonist 4
Exons: 2
Coding region: 897-1796 (299 amino acids)
Biological process (GO): negative regulation of Ras protein signal transduction; animal organ development; multicellular organism development
Cellular component (GO): membrane; cytosol
Source: RefSeq, a predicted model, not a curated record